CCGGUUAGUCCAGCUGUUAUCUUAUUUUGUUGUUAAUUGCAUAACUUUAUUUAUUUAAUUUAUUUAUUAAACAAAUAACUUAAUAACGCAGAAUUCCAGAAAAAUGUUGAGCCGAACUUUUGUCUUGCUGAGAAAUCUAAACGCUUUGCGUUAUGGAGCCGUAGCAAAAAUUGUCGAAACCCGACCCUUGGCAAAUAACGUAACUCCCAUAACAUUUGCCAAGCAUUUUUGUUCCAACCCAAUCAACAUCCCAGUUGUUUCCUAUGAGGAAAUUAAACAAUUGCCCAAGCAACCCGAAAAACUCUUGAUUGAUGUGCGAGAACCCAAGGAGCUGCAAGAGACUGGACAAAUUCCCACUUCCAUUAACAUACCAUUGGGUCAAGUGGCCACAGAAUUAGCGGACAAUGUAGAUGCUGGCGCUUUCAAAGCAAAAUAUGGUCGAGAUUUUCCCACAAAGAAUACUGAGAUUAUAUUCCAUUGUAAAAUCGGCAGACGUUCCCAGAAUGCAGCAGAAAUUGCCUAUAAAUUAGGUUUUGAAAAGAGUAAAAAUUAUUUGGGCUCCUGGACGGAAUGGGCCGAGAAGGAGGGAUUACCAAAGUAGAGAAUCAAAAUUGAAUGUAAAUUAAAGUUGGAA
This is a messenger RNA of Musca domestica (house fly), 634 nucleotides long. Its product is annotated as rhodanese domain-containing protein CG4456. NCBI's taxonomy places the organism in Eukaryota, Metazoa, Arthropoda, Insecta, Diptera, Muscidae. The record is from RefSeq and is a predicted model, not a curated record. Gene Ontology annotation, molecular function: thiosulfate-cyanide sulfurtransferase activity. Bases 104 to 601 code for a protein of 165 amino acids. The transcript has a single exon. Gene Ontology annotation, cellular component: mitochondrion.